UUAAACACAUAAUCUGUAUAAAAGUUUUUCUCCCAACAUUAUACAGCAAAAUACGAGAAAAAUGGCAACCGCCAUGGAUAAUGUGAGAGAAAAAGCCCUUCAAGAUUAUAGAAAAAAGCUUUUGGAGCAUAAAGAAGUUGAAUCUCGAUUAAAAGAGAUGCGCGAGCAUUUAAAAGAUCUCACAAAGCAGUAUGACAAAUCAGAAAACGAUCUCAAAGCACUCCAAAGUGUUGGCCAGAUUGUGGGAGAAGUAUUGAAGCAACUGACUGAAGAAAAAUUUAUCGUCAAAGCUACAAAUGGUCCUCGAUAUGUUGUUGGCUGCAGGCGACAAUUAGAUAAAAAUAAAUUGAAAUCUGGAACAAGAGUAGCCCUUGACAUGACUACUCUUACGAUUAUGCGUUAUUUGCCACGAGAAGUUGAUCCGUUGGUUUACAACAUGUCCCAUGAAGAUCCUGGUGAUGUCACAUACUCAGCUAUUGGAGGUUUGAGUGAACAAAUUCGAGAGUUAAGAGAAGUAAUCGAAUUGCCUUUAUUGAAUCCUGAGCUCUUCCAGAGAGUAGGAAUUACUCCACCUAAAGGAUGUCUGUUGUAUGGACCUCCUGGAACUGGAAAAACACUUUUAGCUCGAGCAGUAGCUAGUCAACUGGAUGCUAAUUUCCUUAAAGUUGUUUCUAGUGCAAUUGUUGACAAAUAUAUUGGUGAAUCUGCUCGAUUAAUUCGAGAAAUGUUUAACUAUGCUCGUGAUCAUCAACCUUGUAUUAUAUUUAUGGAUGAAAUUGAUGCCAUUGGUGGAAGAAGAUUUUCAGAAGGUACUAGUGCUGAUCGUGAGAUUCAAAGAACAUUGAUGGAAUUAUUAAAUCAAAUGGAUGGUUUUGAUUCUUUGGGUCAAGUAAAAAUGAUCAUGGCAACAAAUAGACCAGAUACUCUUGAUCCUGCACUCUUAAGACCUGGUAGAUUAGAUAGAAAGAUUGAAAUUCCUUUACCAAAUGAACAGGCUCGUUUAGAGAUCUUGAAAAUUCAUGCACAGCCUAUUGCUAAAUUUGGUGAUAUUGAUUAUGAAGCUGUAGUUAAAUUAUCCGAUGGAUUUAACGGAGCAGAUUUGAGAAAUGUCUGCACAGAAGCAGGAUUAUUUGCAAUUCGUUUGGAACGCGAGUAUGUAAUUCAAGAAGAUUUUAUGAAAGCUGUCCGAAAAGUGUCUGAUAAUAAGAAACUUGAGUCUAAAUUGGAUUAUAAACCAGUUUAAGAAUUUUUAUAGCUAAAAUAUUUGUUUGCCAAUCAUUCUAUUUUUUGUUUACACACUAUACUAAGAGUUAAAAAAAAGUAUAAGCAUCAAAGAGAAUGAAUGAAUUCUCAGAAUACUUUUAACAUUUGUAUUUAACUAAUAAUUAAAAGAAAAAUCAAUUAUAUACAAUUAAUACAAAAAAUUAUUCCAUUAAA
Chelonus insularis is the source of this 1437-nucleotide messenger RNA. It is a transcript of the gene Rpt4, whose product is annotated as Regulatory particle triple-A ATPase 4. The transcript has 7 exons. Gene Ontology annotation, molecular function: ATP binding; ATP hydrolysis activity; proteasome-activating activity. Gene Ontology annotation, biological process: positive regulation of RNA polymerase II transcription preinitiation complex assembly. Bases 62 to 1243 code for a protein of 393 amino acids. NCBI's taxonomy places the organism in Eukaryota, Metazoa, Arthropoda, Insecta, Hymenoptera, Braconidae. The record is from RefSeq and is a predicted model, not a curated record. Gene Ontology annotation, cellular component: cytosolic proteasome complex; proteasome regulatory particle, base subcomplex.